AUGACGACCAAAUCCGCCCUCUACCCUGGCGAAACCCUCGACACAAUCGCGGGGUACCCCACAAUCUAUAACUACCAACCCAGCACCCAACCAACCACCAAACCGCUGAUAGUGUGCAUCCCCGGCGGUGUUCACCUAGCCCGGAUCUACUAUGGCGGUCACAGCAACUCUUCACCCCAAGACUUCCUUGCCCACCACCUAAACAACCAUGGCUUCAACGUCCUAUCACUUUCCUACCCCCUCGAAUCAACUCCGUCAAUCAUGCCUCCCACAGCGCCAAACUUCAGCAUAAGCGACUGGGGCCGCCAAGCCGCGACAGCAGCUAAAAAAAUCAUCUCUGAGCACGCUCUCCCGCUGUCUGUCGUCUUGAUCGGGUGGAGCAUGGGGGGCCGGAUUCUUGUCCCUUUUACUGUUUCCGCGAAGGAACUCGGUUUAUCUGUGGAGCAAUUUAUCAGCUUCGCAGCCACGCCUGGGAUUUCGGGUAUUCGACCCAAUCUGUAUGUGCAGCCUACGCUUGGUGAGGUGGGGUGUACAAGGAAGGGUUAUAUGCUUAUUCCGGAGCGAUUGGGGAAUUUCGCGCAGCAGAUUUCUGAGAUGGAGGGGGUGAAUGGCGGGGGAAUUAUUUCUAAAGAUGUUUAUUUGGAGGAGUAUGUGGGUGGGACUCCGAUUAGGCUUAUGGGGUUGAGGUUGAGGUUAAAUGGGGAUGGACGGUCUUUUGUGCUGGAUGAGGUCACGCAUGAGGAGGAUUCGAGGGUUUGGGAUUUUGCGAAUUGUCCGCUUGUUUCGGCGCUGUGUCCUACUGGGGCUAUGGAUGCUAGUCAUGCGAUGGCGGAUAUAGCGACUUGGGGAUUUAUUCUUACUUAUCAGUUGGAGGGGCUUGUUGGAAAGCAAGGGUUGGCGAAGGUGAAGGAGACGGGGAAAUGGGAGAAGUUGUUAGGGUUUGUUCGUGAUGCGCCGAGGAGGCUGUGCUGGUCUGUGGAGGGGAAUCAUUUCUUCUUUGUUGGAGAAAAGGCAGCUGGGGAGGUCGCUGAUAAAGUGAGUAAGCUUAUUGAUGAGGCAGCGAUGUUUAGGAGGGAGCUUGAUGAGAUAUUGUCAUAG
Messenger RNA from Penicillium atrosanguineum, 1098 nucleotides. Its product is annotated as thioesterase domain protein. The record is from RefSeq and is a predicted model, not a curated record. NCBI's taxonomy places the organism in Eukaryota, Fungi, Ascomycota, Eurotiomycetes, Eurotiales, Aspergillaceae. The transcript has a single exon. Bases 1 to 1098 code for a protein of 365 amino acids.